Messenger RNA from Ilex paraguariensis (yerba mate), 2190 nucleotides. Lineage: Eukaryota; Viridiplantae; Streptophyta; Magnoliopsida; Aquifoliales; Aquifoliaceae. The record is from the annotation of a GenBank genome assembly.
AGCAUGGUAAUGGUGGCAGUAUGUAGACGACAAGAAAAAAAGAUAAAAAAACAGUGGAUAAUGGAAAGGCAGAUAUUCUACAGCCUUCUCAGACAUUCUAAUUAGGGUUUUAGGGUAUAUUCUCUCUCCCUUACUGUACUAAAAUGGCUAUAUCUUCUCUCUACCCAUUCAAUUCCAUACUUCACUCUCACUCUUCUCAAUCUCUAUAUCUCUGUCAUUCCCUCUUCCAAUCCUAUGGAGACUCACUCUCAAGCAGUCACAGCUUUUUCCAACCAAGAACCCUCAAACGUAGCAGUAGUACUAGUACCACAAGGAUCUUUGUUAUAUCGUCGCACUCCAACCACAAGAUUCUCAAAUCGAAUCGCAGGUCAAGGUAUGGUCAGACAAUGUCCCCUUACGAUAGCGAAGACGACGACAGUGUUGGCAUUGGUGAUGAGGAAGAUGAAGAUGACUCAGAGGAUGAUUGGCUUUCUGAUGACGAUUAUGCAGAAAUAGAAGAUUCUGAUGCUCAUAGUCAGAGAUUUAAGUCACAGGACACAAAACAAGGCAGUCACAGCCAUUUAGAAAGAGAAUUGGAUGUAAGAUCAUCAAAAUCUGAGAAAAUUAAUGGCAAGAACACCUUAUCAAAGAGAAAUAGUGGCAGUUUCUACGGCGUGUCAAGUAAACCAGUAAAUGUUGGUAACAUAGGUGCAGAUGUAAGAAAAAAGGAGGCCGGAAGCCCUGCAAAGGACAGAUUUCAUAGACUAUCAGAAGAAAUAGAUCUCGACGAGAGAUGGUUUCCACUUCUGGAUUACUUGAGUACUUUUGGACUUAAGGAAUCACACUUUAUCCAAAUGUAUGAGAGGCAUAUGCCCUCCCUUCAGAUAAAUGUGGGUUCUGCACGGGAAAGGUUGGAGUUCUUGCUGGGUAUUGGUGUCAAGCAUAGAGACAUUAGAAAAAUACUUAUGAGGCAGCCACAAAUUUUAGAGUAUACUGUUGAGAACAAUCUGAAAUCCCAUGUCACUUUUUUGGCAAGUUUGGGUAUUCCAGAGUCCAGAAUAGGGCAGAUAAUUACUGCCACUCCAUCCCUGUUUUCUUAUAGUGUGGAGAACUCAUUAAAGCCCACGGUAAGAUACCUGCUUGAGGAAGUUGGCAUUAAGAAAGACGAACUUAGUAAAGUUGUGCAGCUAAGCCCUCAAAUCCUGGUUCAGCGGAUUGACAGUUCAUGGAACACACGUUUCAGUUUUCUUACAAAGGAAUUGGGAGCGCCCAGAAGUAGUGUAGUGAAGAUGGUUACAAAACACCCCCAACUUCUUCACUACAGCAUUGAGGACGGAUUACUGCCGAGGAUAAAUUUUCUAAGGAGCACUGGGAUGAGCAAUUCUGACAUAUUGAAAGUAUUGACUAGCCUUGCACAGGUAUUUUCUCUGUCACUUGAGGGGAAUCUGAAGCCUAAGUACAUGUACUUGACCAAUGAACUACGAAAUGAGGUGCAAUCCUUGGCCAAAUAUCCUAUGUACCUAAGCUUGUCUCUAGACCAGAGAAUUCGUCCCCGGCAUAGGUUUUUGGUUGCCCUAAAGAAAGCUCCAAAGGGACCAUUUCCUUUGAGUUCAUUUGUUCCAACUGAUGAAUGCUUUUGUCAGCAAUGGGCAGGGACUAGCUUAGAUAAAUAUCUAGCGUUUCGACAGAGAUUACUACUCAAGGAGUUUGCAAAGAAAUAUGAAAAAAAGUAAUGAGCAUCAAGUUAAUUCAGAGUGUUCCCCCGAGCAAUGGACUAGCUGAAUUUUCUCUCCUGCAAAUCAAGUGCCUAAUACUGUUCUUACGUGUGGAAGUAUUCAGGAGCGUAUUAGAGUGAAGGUCAGAUGUUUAUAUCCAUAUGAACUCCUGGUGAGCAAGCUUCCGAGUUGCCAUCUUUUUUCCAAAAAAAUUGGUUCAUUUUUCAUAGUUAGUUUUUAUUUACCGACACAAGUAUUUUAUAAGUUUUACUUAUGACCUGUCCCAGGAACUGGUCCAGUUUUGUUUCCACUAUAAGAAUGUAGAUUUUCAGCAUACAGAAUAGAUGCGGUUUUCCCAUAUGGCGUCAUCGCGAAAACUGUAUUUUCAAUUAGGUUCUGUUUAUCCUAUUGUGAUACCAUCAGGGCACUAUCCCUGGUGCAAAUCAUUAGCGACAGGCGCUAGGACUCGGACCUCGUGAACAUUUCUUCAUUAACA